AUGAGAUACUCGCCAAUCUUCUAUCAAUUACUUUGCUUCCUAUUGUUUCUAAGUUAUCAAGCUACUCUUUCAUCCUCUUCUUCCUCUUCAGCUACACAAUUGUGCUCUCAUGACCAAAGUGCUGCCUUGAUCCAAUUCAAAGCCCUCUUCUCCAUCAACAAAACUGCUUCCAAAGAUUGUGAAAUUAGAUCUUAUCCUAAGACCAACUCAUGGAAGGAGAGUAUAGAUUGCUGCUUAUGGGAUGGAGUCAGUUGUGACAACAUCACCGGUCAAGUAAUCAGCCUUGACCUAAGUUGCAGCUGGCUUUCUGGCGCACUCCCUUCAAACAGCAGCCUCUUCCUCCUUUCACACUUGCAAAGGCUCGACUUAUCUUUCAAUGAUUUUAAGAAAUCCAAAAUUUCAUCCAAGUUUGGUCUCUUUGCAAGCUUAACACACCUCGACCUUUCCCGUUCUUGGUUUUCCGGCCGAGUUCCCUAUGAAAUCUCUUAUCUAUCCAAAUUAGUUUCCCUGGAUCUUUCCUCCGCUUCAUAUAUUGAUCUUAUCUCUCAAGCAGAUGAAUCAGUUCUGAAACUUGAGCAAUCCACUCUAAAUGGAAUUGUUCGGAAUCUAACAGAGGUAAGAGACAUUUCUUUUGAUGGAAUAGACAUGUCAUCGGUUGAUCCUAACUCCUUCAUGAAUCUAUCCUAUUCUCUCACAUCUGUUAGUCUCACUGGUUGUGAUUUACGUGGAACAUUUCCAGAGAACAGUUUCAAUCUUCCCAAAAUCAAGUACAUCACAUUGGAUAGCAAUCCUAGUCUCACUGGUCAGUUUCCAAAAUCUAAUUGGAGUAGUCCUCUUGAGCUUUUGACUGCAUCUGCUACGUCUUUGUCUGGGGAAUUGCCUGAAUCGAUUGGCAAUCUAAAGUCAUUACAGGGUUUGGGUCUUGUUGGUUGUAACUUUUCGGGAUCAAUUCCAAGAUCACUAGGAAAUCUAUCUGACCUUAGUUUUUUAUUCCUUCCAUAUAACAAUUUUAGUGGUACGAUUCCAUCUUCACUGACAAACCUCACACAACUGAGACUUCUUCAGAUUUGUUGUAAUCGAUUAAAAGGUUCCAUUCCUGAUUACCCAAAUGCAUUUCCAAAUCUAGGCUUUUUAGAUUUAUCUGAUAACUUACUUGGCAGUACAACCCCAUCUUGGCUUUAUACUCAUCCAAGUUUAAAUUUUUUAAAUCUUGGAAACAACCAGUUCAUUGGUCAUAUCAAUGAAUUCCAACAAAGUUUUUUGGAUUAUAUAAAUUUCAAAAAUAACAACUUUCAAGGAACUAUUCCUAGCUCGAUAUCGAAACUUGUGGAUCUUAGUUUUCUUGAUUUAUCCUCAAAUAGUCUAAAUGGUACAAUAAGUUUGGACAUGUUCUCAAAGCUUCAAAAUCUCACCUGGCUUGGGCUUUCAUCUAAUACCCUAUCGCUAAUAAGCUCCAACAGCAAAGUCAAUUUUGUUUUGCCUAAUCUUGAGUAUGUGAAUUUAUCGUUUUGCAACAUCAGUGAAUUUCCUAAUUUUUUAAAAGGGUCAAAAGUUUUGAAAAGUUUAGACCUUUCCAACAAUAGAAUUUAUGACAAAAUUUCCAAAUUUUCAUGGAAAAAUAUUGAGUUUCUUGACCUCCGUUCCAAUUUAAUUCAAGGUGAUCUACCAAUACUACCCCACAAUGUCAGAUUCUUUUCAGUUUCAAACAACAAUUUGAUGGGAGAAAUUUCUGGUGUAUGCAAUAUGAAGUUUCUUGAGAUUCUCGAUCUGUCCCAUAAUAACUUCAGUGGAAUCAUCCCACAAUGUAUUGGAAGCUUUAGUAAAAGUCUUUCAUUGUUGAAUUUGAAGAAGAAUAAGUUCCAUGGAAUCGUUCCCCCAACAUUUGCAAGAGGAUGUGGAUUGAAGAAUCUAAACUUGAAUAGCAAUCAUUUGGGAGGGCCACUGACUCGAUCAAUCAGCAAUUGCAAAGACUUGGAAGUGCUAGAUCUUGGCAACAACAAGAUAAACGAUACUUUUCCUCAUUGGAUCGUAGCACUAUCAGAGUUGCAAGUGCUUGUACUACAUUCCAAUAAAUUCCAAGGUUCGAUAGGUGCUUCUAAAAAUCCGCAAUCUCUUCCAAAAUUGCGAAUCAUUGAUCUCUCCCAAAAUAACUUUUUUGGUCCUUUACCAACAAGUUAUAUGAAACAUUUUAAAGGAAUGAUGAAGCUUGACGAGGGCAAAGCUGUGCGCUACAUGGGGGAAAGAAAUUACUCAUACGAUUACUCUGUUGCUGUAGUCGUAAAAGGGUUGGAGAUUGAAUUGGUUAAGAUUUUAACUAUAUUCACAACCAUUGAUCUCUCUGGAAACAACUUUGAAGGAGAGAUUCCAAGAGUUAUUGGCGAGCUUAGCUCACUCCGAGGACUUAACCUAUCUCAUAACAAUCUCGUUGGUCACGUCCCACCGUCCCUUGGAAAUUUGAGUCAACUUGAAUGGUUAGAUCUUUCGUCUAAUAAGUUGGAUGGGCAAAUUCCAAGAGAGCUGGUAGAUUUGACAUUUCUUUCCUUCUUCAACGUUUCCAAUAAUCAACUUGUUGGACCUAUACCACAAGGCAAGCAGUUCAACACUUUUGAAAAUGAUUCAUACGAAGGAAAUAAGGGAUUGUGUGGACUUCCACUCUCUAUAGCUUGCAGCAGUAAUGAGCCGCGACAACCACCACCAUCGAUGAACUCGCACAAUGAGGAUGGCUCAAAGUUCGAAUUUGGAUGGGAAGUGGUUUUGAUUGGUUAUGGAUUUGGAUUCAUAUUUGGAGUGUCUAUGGGAUAUGUCGCUUUUCGAGCGAGAAACCCAAAUGGGUGCUGGGAUUUUCUUUUGUUUGACGUUUGGAAGGGCUUAGGUAGGGGUGAUGUUAUGUUUCUGGGAAGGGUAUUGUUGGCUUGUAUGCUUGAGCUUUUCUUGUAUCCAGGCAUGGUGAUUGGGUAUGUGAUGACCAAGGUCUGUUACACCCCAAAUAGGUGA
Molecule: messenger RNA, 2994 nt
Organism: Theobroma cacao (cacao)
Lineage: Eukaryota; Viridiplantae; Streptophyta; Magnoliopsida; Malvales; Malvaceae
Product: receptor-like protein 7
Molecular function (GO): protein binding
Source: RefSeq, a predicted model, not a curated record